AGUAAAAUAAACGUAAACAACACACACCAUGGUAAUAUGACAAAUGUUAUAACACGGGCACCAACUAAUUCUAAUAGCAAUGUCGUCACUACAAAUAAUGAGGUUCCUGUCAAUAUUCGGACCAUGACAAGAAGCGAAAAUGAUUGUAAAUUUGUUGCAGACCUAAAGGUAGAAGCGAAAAGAGCCGAAUACAUACAUGCUACCAGUGCAGGAAGUAUAAACACCAUUAAGAGAAUAACGGAAAGAAAUCACGAAGAACAAGAUGAUUGGUUCUACGACCGCAACUUUAUAGCAGAGUACAAUGGUGACCCGGUAGGGAUAUUGACAUUGUCAUUUCCGGAAGAUCCGAUCCCUGUUAAAAGUGAUUAUGAAAUGGAAUUUGGAUGUACAGAUUUGUGUGGGUUAUUCUGUUUAAAUAGUGGUCUUGAUGAAACUGUGAUAGAAGGUUGUUUAUACAUCAGCGAUAUCUAUGUAAUUGAAAAAUAUCAAAACGAAGGUAUAGAAACACACUUGCUACAAAUGGCAGAGAAGGAAGCAUUGAAAAAUAAUAUAUCAGUUAUAUUUCUUUACGUCAGAUUCGGUAAUACUAAUACACGCCUGUACUUAAAUCAAGGAUUUACAAUUGUAAACAAAAAAUGUUGCUGUAUUUGGUGUACAAUGGGUGUUUGUGGUUUUUACACAAUGGAAAAGCGUCUGGUUUUGUAGCAAAAGAUGACAAAAACUUGGUUUAGAAUACGCCACAAAGAUAACAGAAUAUCGAGAAAAGUUAUCAAUUGGCACAACGUUAUUUUUUGGUCAAUGACAACCAACUUUACAAGCGUGUAACUCAAAAAAUUUACGUGUAUUGCCGUUUGCUGCAUUGGGAUUUUCAAUUUAUAAUAUGAACAUGAUGUGCAAUGGUUUUUCAUGUAUUGUUAUGAUUUAUUCAUAAUUGUUCAACUGGGAAUAUGUUGUUUUAUUGUGUUUCAUUCGGAAACAGUCAUUAAAUAAAAAUAUUAUCGACUAAACACCUACUCAACUAUGAAUGUAUCUUAAAGGACAAGUGUCGUAUAACCCCAUACAGCUACAUUAAAUUUGAUACAAAUGAAACAAGAUUUGAAAUGAUGUGCAAUGGUUUUUCAUGUAUUGUUAUGAUUUAUUCAUAAUU
Messenger RNA from Mytilus trossulus (common blue mussel), 1147 nucleotides. RefSeq lists its product as uncharacterized. Gene Ontology annotation, molecular function: acyltransferase activity, transferring groups other than amino-acyl groups. The record is from RefSeq and is a predicted model, not a curated record. The transcript has 6 exons. Lineage: Eukaryota; Metazoa; Mollusca; Bivalvia; Mytilida; Mytilidae. The coding region runs from base 37 to 705 and encodes 222 amino acids.